Molecule: messenger RNA, 1859 nt
Organism: Paramecium octaurelia
Lineage: Eukaryota; Ciliophora; Oligohymenophorea; Peniculida; Parameciidae
Source: the annotation of a GenBank genome assembly
AUGCAUCAAUAACAGGAUGAAUAAAAAAGGUCUCUUGUUUAGGAGAAGAUGUAGAUGAAAUAAUAAGGAAUAGACAAUGGAAAUGCGAGAAAAAUAAAUGAUGAAGAUAUCUAGAAGAUUUAGGCUUAUGAAUAAAUGCAGAUAGAAAAUGCCAUGAAGAACUCAACAUGGAGUACUUUGAUGUUGUUAAAAAGUAAAGAGAUUGUUAAAUCGAAGUAAAAACACAACAUUUAUAUUUCAAAGGUGGAGACCUAAAAAGAAAUAAAGGUUGUGGGAUUAAUAUAAGAUUGAUAAAAUUUUGAAGAAAUAUUCCAUCAUGAUAGAAGGCAACGAUCCUCCACCUCCAAUUAAAUCGUUCUAAGAUUUAAGAGUCGAUCAUAGAAUUUUGAAAAUACUAAGUAAGAUGAAAAUUAAAAAGCCUACUCCAAUUCAAAUGCAAGGAUUGCCUGCAGUGUAAUCUAUUAAUUAAUGAUUAAGUUUAAUGGGAAGAGACAUAAUAGGAGUAGCACCAAGUGGUCAAGGCAAGACCUUAGUGUUUUUAUUACCUGCAUUACUUUAAUGUGUAGAAGAGUAGAUGAAAAUGCCCAUAAUUAGAGGUGAAGGACCCUUUGCUUUGAUAUUACUACCUUCCCAUGAAUUGGCAAUUCUAACCUAUGAAUUAGCAAAAUAAUAUUGUCAGAAAUUCGAGAAAAAGGUAAUUUGCUUAGCUAUAAUAUUCUAAGGGAUUCCCAGCAAUACAUUGUUUAUUGGGUAUUGGAGGAAUGGAUAUGUCAUCAUAAUUGUAAUCAAUAAAAAAUGGAGUUCACAUUGUAAUUGGAACUCCUGGAAGAAUUAGUGACAUGGUUAAUAAAAAAAAGAUUAAUAUGGAUUUGUGUAGAUUUAUAGUACUUGAUGAAGCUGAUAGGAUGUUGGAUUAAGUGUUUGAAUUAGAAAUAAGAAACAUUUUAGAACAUUUCACAGUAUGAUUAAUUAAUUGAUACCUAAGUUUAGGGUCCUAGAUAAACCAUGUUAUUCAGUGCUACUCUUCCAAAGAAGAUAUAAGAAUUCACAAAACAAACAUUAGUCGAUCCGUUGGUGAUAAAUGUGGGUAGAAGUGGUUAAAUUAAUUUGAAUGUGAUCUAAGAAAUACUGUAUGUUAAACAAGAAGAAAAAUUACACUACUUAUUGGAUAGUCUCAAAAAGACAACACCCCCAGUUGUCAUUUUUAGUGAGCAUUAGAAUGAUGUUGAUGACAUCAACGAAUAUCUCUUGAUCAAAGGAGUUGAAGUAGUUGGAUUACAUGGAGGAAAACAAUAGGAGGAUAGAACUAAAGCAUUAAAACAAUUUUUGAAUGGAUAAAAAGAUGUCUUGGUGGCAACUGAUGUGGCUGCUAAAGGUCUAGAUUUUCCAGACAUUAAACAUGUUAUUAAUUAUGAUAUGCCAAAAGAUGUACAAUAUCAUUCUCAUUUAGAUUGAAUCAUAUAUUCAUAGAAUUGGAAGAACUGGAAGAUAAGGCAAGACUGGUAGAGCAACAACCUUUGUUAAUAGAUAAUAAGAGGAGUCUAUUCUAUUGGAUUUAAAAUACCUACUUGUUGAAUCCAAAUAAAGUAUUUCCGUUUAUUAUAUUUUAGAAAUACCUUAAUUCUUAGAGAAAUUGAAAUCAGAUGAAGAUUUGAAUGGUUCAUGUGGCUAUUGUGAUGGUAUGGGUCAUAGAAUGGCCAAUUGUCCAAAACUUGAAAAGUAGAAGAUGAGAGUAUCCCUUUGUAUUCUAUUUUAUUUAGAUUUUAACUAAUCCAAACAAAGAAAGUUGCCCAGAUUUUCUAAAAAGUCAAAUCUAUAGAGAGAGUCAAAGUGCAGAGAGAGAAAUGUAAAUGGGAUGA